CCGUUGCAACUGCCCUGUGGCCUCGUGCUGAAGAACCGACUGGUCAAAUCCGCCAUGUCGGAAAAAAUGACGAUAGAUCUUCAGCCCACUUCCAUCCAUGAGAGGGUGUACAAGUGUUGGGCCCAAGGCGGAUGGGCGGCGCUCGUUACUGGAAACAUCAUGGUUGACGACAGGUAUCUCGGUUCCGCGGGGGAUGUUGCAGUCUCCGGGUCCAGCUCAGCCAUCGUCGAGCGCUGGUCCGCGUGGGCGAAAGCGACUCAAGGUCACGGCUGUCAUUUGAUUGCCCAACUAAACCACCCGGGUCGCCAGUCACCGCUCGGGACCAGCAAGAGAAGCUUCUUCUGCAAGACAAUUGCGCCCAGCGCCAUACCGCUCAACCUCGGCGACAACUGGAUCGCCUAUGUUGCCCGCGCCCUGGUAUUUGGCACCCCUCGGGCCAUGACGCAACACGAUAUCGACGUAGUCAUCGCGCAGUUUGCUCUCGCUGCAAAGCUGGCGUCACAAGCGGGCUUCCAGGGUGUGGAGCUCAAUGCAGGACAUGGCUUUUUGCUAUCUCAAUUCAUGUCGUCGUCGAGCAACAAGCGCGUAGACGAUUUUGGAGGUUCAGCAGAGAAGCGUGUCGAGCUAGUCCUGCAAAUUAUUCGCGCCAUCCGCACCGAGGUCCCACGAUCAUUUUGUGUCGGCGUCAAGAUCAACACUGCAGACUUCAUGAACCCGAAAGGCUUUGCCGACAUGUUGCGGCAAAUAGAGCUCAUCCAUAAGGAGCAGGUCGACUACAUCAAUCUCAGCGGGGGGUCUUUCGAAGAUCCACAGGUUCUGACCGAGCAUGUCACCUCUAGUGAGCGGACCAUCGCCCGUGAGGGCUUCUUCCUGCGGGCGAGCCAGGAGGUCCGCCAAAAAUUCCCCCAGCUCGCGCUCAUCGUCACCGGGGGAUUCCGCAGCCGCAAUGGAGUUAACGCUGCCCUCGAGACAGGAGCUUGUAACGCUAUUGGUCUUGGAAGACCGGCCAUAAAAUAUCCAGAUCUGCCCAACAAAAUUAUGUUCAACAACGAGCUGGCCCACGAGCAGGCUAGAUUCGACGUCGAGGCCGCCCCGUCCGUGGGGUGGAUCGGAACCAAGAUCCGGUCCGCAGGUGCC
This is a messenger RNA of Ilyonectria robusta, 1137 nucleotides long. RefSeq lists its product as uncharacterized. Gene Ontology annotation, molecular function: oxidoreductase activity; FMN binding. The transcript is spliced from 5 exons. The annotation marks the transcript as partial. The record is from RefSeq and is a predicted model, not a curated record. Lineage: Eukaryota; Fungi; Ascomycota; Sordariomycetes; Hypocreales; Nectriaceae.